This is a messenger RNA of Schistosoma haematobium, 11229 nucleotides long. RefSeq lists its product as uncharacterized. The transcript has 4 exons. Bases 9467 to 10018 code for a protein of 183 amino acids. The record is from RefSeq and is a predicted model, not a curated record. Lineage: Eukaryota; Metazoa; Platyhelminthes; Trematoda; Strigeidida; Schistosomatidae.
GCCAAGGUAACGAUAAGAUGUACUUCUUUGUACGCAUAGUUUUGGUUUGAGCUUAUGGAUGGUAAGAGCUUCGGCUAUUUUUAGGAGUUGGAUAAGAAGAAAUCUAGGUAGAUUUGAACGAAUCAUAUAAACAACCUUAAAAUCAAACUAUGGAUCCGUAGAAUGAUUACAGUCGAUUAGGUGUUCAAGUAUAGAAUUCCUAAGUGCUUUUCUUUCACCCUUGUAGAACCAAACUGGGACAUGUUCCCUUAUCCAAGUUGAAAGCGAGCGGUGGCUACGGCCAAUGUACCUUGCUCCACAAGAGCAGGUGAACUGGUAGGUGCACAUGGAGGCGACCAGACACGGAAGCUUAUCUUUUUUGGAUACAGAAAAUAAGUUCCUACUAGAGAAGGUUAUUCGCAGUUUUGCCGCAUUAAAUGUUCUUUUAAUCGUUGUCGUUAGACGAUUUUUGAUUACACCAGAUGUUCGCUCCACUUUAAAUUCCAGACUUAUAUAGAGAUGUUUCUUUGGGACGGAACAACAAGAUUUCCUCUCGCAACUACUUCUGUUCAUAUUCUUCUCUAUGAAACGGUCUGGGUAGUCAUUUUUCGUCAAGGUUUUCCUGAGGAAUGCGAGUUCUUCGUCAAUAUAUUGCACACUGCAUAUCCGAUGUAUUCAAUGAAAUAAAGAGUGGAUGAGAUUUCUUUUUCUACUUAAAGGAACCCAGCUAUAGAAAAUGGUUAGCUGGUCAUUCCAUGUUUAUUUUCUAAAGAUGGGCGUUUUUAAAGAACCAUUACUCCUUCUCAUCAGACGUACAUCGAGAAAAGAGAUUGAUUGGUCUCGCUCACUUUCUAACGUGAAGUCUAUGGAAGGGUGGCAUGAGUUGAAGGUGUGUAAGAUAUCCUCUAAUUCAAUAUUAUCGUCACAAACGACAAGUGUGUCGUCCAUGUAUCUUAUGUAUAGGUGAAAUCGAUUAAUCAUUGAACUGAGUUGGUCGCUUUCUAGUUUUGCCAUGAAAAAUUCUGCUAAAAUUGCACCCAAUGGAGACCCGAUUGCGAUCCCAUCUCUUUGUCUAUAUAUUUCAUUGUGAAACUGAACUGGACAUUAAAGGCACAACGUAACAAUAGUUCUUUCAAAUGAGGUUAAUCCUAGAGGAUGUUACUAAAUUUUCCAAACCUAAAGGAGAAGUUGAUAAAACACUGCAAAUUGAAAAAUAGCUAACGAAUGUUGUUUAAAAUCUUAAGAAUAAGGGGACGAUAACCCCAGAUUUAUAUAAUCACAUACGUCCAAUGGGUUCAAUCAUCUCGCGCUUAUAUGGACUACCGAAAGUACAUAAACCUGGUUUACCGUUACGACCUAUUUUGGAUAUGUCGAGUUCACUAUACCACCGAAUCGCUCAAUGGUUAGCUGAAAAAUUGGAACCAAUUAGAAGACAAGUAUCUAAAUAUUCUAUUCAUGAUACUUUUCAAUUUAUCGAUCUGGUGUAAUCAAAAAUCGUUUAACGACAACGAUUAAAAGAACAUUUAAUGCGGCAAAACUGCGAAUAACCUUCUCUAGUAGGAACUUAUUUUCUGUAUCCAAAAAAGAUAAGCUUCCGUGUCUGGUCGCCUCCAUGUGCACCUACCAGUUCACCUGCUCUUGUGGAGCAAGGUACAUUGGCCGUAGCCGGCGCUCGCUUUCAACUUGGAUACGGGAACAUGUCCCAGUUUGGUUCUACAAGGGUGAAAGAAAAGCACUUAGGAAUUCUAUACUUGAACACCUAAUCGACUGUAAUCAUUCUACGGAUCCAUAGUUUGAUUUUAAGGUUGUUUAUAUGAUUCGUUCAAAUCUACCUAGAUUUCUUCUUAUCCAACUCCUAAAAAUAGCCGAAGCUCUUACCAUCCAUAAGCUCAAACCAAAACUAUGCGUACAAAGAAGUACAUCUUAUCGUUACCUUGGCCCUUAUUAUUAUUAUUAUUAUUAUUAUUAUUAUUAUUAUUAUUAUUAUUAUUAUUAUUACUGCAUUCCCUUUACUUAUGCCUUAUAUUCUCAUUAUUUUAUUUAUAAAUACUCAUCAUAUCACCUUAUUUAUUUUUACACCUCUGUCACCUUUAACUAUUGUAACAAAAACAUUCUAGUCAUCUUAUUACAUUCACUAAAUCUAUUGUUAUUGUUCGUAUUACGUAAUCUAGUAUUAUAAUCUUUCUAUUACAUUAUCUUGGUUGUGUUCACAUUUCCUCACGGAAUUAGUACUUUAACAAAAAACUUCAUAUAUCUACGAUUGUACAUCUUGACAAUAAAUUCGUUGAAAAGGUAUCCCUUCGCUGAACUUCGUGCUUUUUAUUUUUAAUGUUUAUAUGGGAAAUAUCUGUCACUUGUUAUUGUUUAGUUGAAUCUUCACGUUGAUGUGUAGAACUGCAACUGAUCAGUCUUUACUGUCAUAUAUGCGCAUUGCGUCAAUAUUGCCUUAAUUCACAAGCAUUGUAAGUAAAGCUGGGACACUUGUUACCUAUGUUCAUCCACCGCACAAAUCAAUCCACUUUUCGUUUCCUCUUUAGAUCUUCGAUCUCAGUGUCUCUUCAUACACACCUUUUCGGUACAUUUUCAAUAUUUCACUGUUACUAAUACCGUUAAUAUAAUAACUCCUUCUCAAUUCUCCUCACUGUACUAAUGUGAUACGAUGACCUGGGCUGACACAUAGUUAGGCUAAGCUGACCUCUGUGCUGGUUGCCAUUGACAGGGGAUAGCAAAUUCGAUAUCUUAUGCGUAGGUCCACUCAGAUAGGAAAACGAGUAAAAGGUGACCUGGGAAGUUUUUUAAACCAGUAGUUAACUAAUAACUUUUGACAUUUUUUAUCGACUUCUGUAGACAUACUUAAAAAGAAACACUAUUUAAACCGAGUUUCAUUUUAGGUAGAUUGUAUAUUGAAUGUUGAACUCACUAUUUAUAGUCGUUUCUAUAUCAGUUUGCUUCAUUGCUAAUCAAUUAUUCAUGUAGUUUACUCAUACAAACUUUUAAAGUCGCAAAUAAACGAGUUUAUUUCAUUCUUAGUUACUUUCGGGGUUUUUUCGUCUCACAUUCUUUUGCUUUAUUAUUCUAUUACCACUAGUUUAAUUAUUUCAGUUGAUUUAAUCGACAAAUGCAUUAUAUUUUUAGGCUUUUAAACCAUUCGGACAAAUUCUACGUGUGAUAUCAUUCAAGAAAAACGACUCACGUCAUGCAUUUUUAGAAUACAGCAAUACUAUAUCAGCUCAUGUUGCUAAAUUAGUGAGUGGGUUGUUUUUCAAGAAUUAUCUUAUGCUUUAUGCAUAUCAUUACUAUUGAUACACACUUAUGACAUAAUGUGUAUUGUUUUAUAUAAAAAUUGGCUGUACCUAUUUAUUUACACCCAUUCAUACUUUAAAUUUUACCGUAUGUAGAAUCUCUAACAAUGAGUUUUCCUUGUUAUAUCGUAUACAGAAUUCUAACGAAAUCUACUUCCUGUUAUAUUACUGUUUCGUACCCAGCUUUAUCUCAAGAAUUACAGUAAAGAUUCAGUUGACGAGAAUCAUUUUUUUACAUGUUACAAUAAUCUAGUUUCUCUAAAUGUUGUGAAAACCGCCAGUAUAUUGUUACACACUAUACGAAGUAACAAUGAAAAACUAUCUAGUUCUGGUCAGUCCGUGAUGUAAACUACAAAUCAAAAAGAAUCUCAGCAAACCUCUUACUACUUAUAAUCUUAUGUUUACUAAUGACCAACUUCAUAAAGAAAUCCCAAGAGUUCUAAUGAGAAGUCUUGGCUGAUUGAGUGACAAAGGUGUCAUUGUUUGGGUCAAAGGAUGAUUGUUUUGCAAUGUCAUGGAUCAACUUAAAUUAAAACUGAACGAUUAAAUGCCAACUCACUGGUAUUAUAGUGAAUAUCCAUAAAAUUUCUAUGUUCAGGAUUUGAAGUUUUGAAUGUAUACCACUGAGGCAUCUCAAACUGGGACGAAAGAGUUGUCCAGUCCCUCACCAAAAGACUCAUUUGUCGUGAUUCAGUAAUAAUUUUCAAUAGUUUCUAGUAAUUACGAACGAUUACGAGCUUUUUUAGUGCAAAAACUGGAUGUGCUAACCAGAUAGGUUAAAUCACUAAUAUACCAUAUCAUUCCAACGCUAGUAAUCUACAUGUGAAUAAGGGAGAGCUAGAGAGAGGAAGAAAACGAGUCCCUCAAGAAAGCUUUUUUAUUUCCCAACAGAAUUCAAAACUGUAUUAAAGCAACCCUGUUUAUGUAGCAACGAUUAUGACCUUUUGAUUGUAGAAUCAGCAAAUUAAAUUCAAUAGCAAGAAAUCAAAUAAUAGUGAACGUUAAUGGAAUAAUAUAAAUUUAACAUGCUCCCAAAUGUGUGCACGUUUGAUCUAUCAUUUCUCCAGGGAUAUUACAGACUAUCUAAUUUUUAUUAAUAAAUAUUCAUUCUUUCUUGUAAAGAUAACUUCGAGUACAUUUUUGUUAAUCUAUAUUUCUAUCCGACCUGCACUUUUUUCUGGUCGUUUGAUACGACCUUUAGUUUACUAAUUUUUCUCUACCCUAAGUUCAUGCUUUGAUGCUAUAUACACAGAGUUGUUCGAUUUCAGUUUUGUUCUCGUCGAAUAUCAAGACUUUUUCAUUCCUGCCUUCUUGGAUUUUAUCGCUUGAAUAUUACUGUUGAAAGGUUGUAUUUAUCAGUUGCCGUAUUGUCGAGUUCACGUUAGUUGUCUUUUAUAUUAGGAAAAUCUUGAUCGUUCAUGACUAGAAUUUACAGUAGAUUCAGUCAAAUAAAUCUCAAAAGAAAACACCUUUAUUAUUACAAAAUGAAACAGCUAGAUAAUUUAUGACCUUCCCAGCGCACUGCAUGUUCAAUAGAUAUGUUUUACUACUUAUAUUAAUUAAUUUUUACUGUUCACUAACAUUCUAUCUAACAAAUUAAAUUUUUGGUUGUUUACACAUCGUAAUGUUCAAUACAUUCUUAUCCUGUCAUAAAUAUUAGCAAAUGAAUGGUGUACCGUUAUUUCCUAUGGAGAGUAAUUUUAACAUUCUUCGUACUGAAUUUUCAAGGCAACCAACUUUAGAAAUUCACCGAGAAGAUAAUAGUUGUAGAGAUUUUAUUCAAAAUCCAUGGAACGAAUCAGAUGAGUUGAAUCAUAAUCACAUAUCAUCAAGUGUAGUAAAUGGGACCAAAAAUUUCCACGCUUUUCUUCCUUCUGUCAAAGAUGAAUGGGAUGAUUUUAGUGAAGAAAAAUUAUCAACUAUGGAUCCAGUAUUUUUAAGUGUUUUGGCUAAUCGACUUAUCAAACCGUUAUUGAAAGUAGCCGCAAGUAUAUCUGGUCCACAAGCUAAUCUGUUGAGGGCACAAGCAACAACACUGUCUAGUCUUACCUCUCUGAUAUCUGAAAAUAGAAAUCAUGAUUCAUUACCUUGGCCUUUGAUUCCAAAUCUACCGGCUAAAGAAACUUCUCAUCUUACAGGACAUUCAGUUCCUUUCUCACCAGUUGCUUUUGUAUCGAAUUUAAAUACUGAGGUGAGUUAAUGUUCUUAUUAUUGAGUAUUUAUUUAUCUUUUUUAUUGUUGAAAACAUACCAUGUAGAACAUUUGAUAAGCUUUAAUAUUCCAUGAACUAUGUAACACUCAAUUAAAGGUUAAAUAAGUCUGGAUUUUCCAUUCAAGGGUGUACAUACUUUCGUUAUGCCGUAAAGCCAUAAUACAAAGAUAAUUUAGUUUGUAUAAUCAAUAAAAUGGAUAACACUACCCUGUAAAUGCUUCCUUAAUUCUAUAUACCCAGAUAUUUGAUACUUUUCUACUUAUCUCUUCUAAAUGCAAAUUUGCCAAGUUUAACAACUUGCUUCAUUAGUAAUGUAUUGUUACUCUUUUUCAUUUGUUGACGAGUAUUAUUUCCUUAUGUAUUUACAUAGUAUGAAAAGAUGUAGUGUUGUUAUCGUUGCUGUUAGCUGAAUAAUUUGAUCGAUAUGUGGUCGGUGCCUUGUUUGUUUGGCAGCUUCUCAACGAAACCCAUAUGCUUAAUUUAUUUUACCGCAGAGAUCCCCAUCCUCAUUAAUCUGAAGUACUUGUAUUGUUUUCCCUUUAAGCAAGAUAAAAGUACUCUGAUUUGUCAUAUUACCCAUAUUUAAAUAUAUCUUUCCAUUUCCAAAUUAGCUCAAAUGUAAGCACUAAUUAGUCAGACAAGGUUGCGAUAGGUACAUUGUUCUCUACAUCAUAUAACUUUCCCUUGCUUUCACUAACUUACUCUCUGUAUAAAAAUAUACAUAUAUAACAACUGCUAUCUGUCUUUGUCUCUUUCUCUCCCUCCAUAUCUUUAUGUAUGUAUAUGUAUAUAUCUCACUUUAUAUAUAUGAUCUAUGGCUAUCCUACAAAACAUUUCUCUCCAUCUGUUCAUGGUCCAUUUCUAUAUCCAUCUAUCAUUACUAUCAUCAUCAUCCUGCAAAAGAAAGUCAAUCCGGAUACAUUGUUCAUACUUUUUGGUAAGAUUAUCCUGCCUCCAUAUAUAUGUAUGCUUAUGUGGACCUUAAUUAGGGUCAUUUUUUUAAAUGACUAAAGUAUUGUUUUGAUUAUAAUUGAUAAGUGAACUGUAAAUUUGGCUACAAUUCAUAGUUUAUAAUUUGUAAAACAAGAAAAAAUCUCAUUAAACUAGCUAAAAGAAUAGUUUGUAUGGAAACUCCAAUAUAUGUUGUGUUUGGUGUAGCAAUACUGAUCAAAUUGGUUCUAUUAUGCGUAUGAGUAUUGCGUCGCAUUAAAUUGCUAUGAAUAUAAUCAGGAUGUGUGUUGCUUUUCCAUUUACCACACUAUUCAGAUAUAUGUUUGUUUGAUAGGAAGAAUUUUGGAAUUUAUGUAGUAUCUUCAUACAGAUUAUCAAAUUGUGUUUAGGUAUUUUAUAUUUUAUAUCUUUUUCCCAUCCAUUAAAAAUUAACCUUUUUAUGCCUUAUACAUAUUUGAUUUUUUGCGUACAUCCCUUUGAAUUUUGUUAAGGUGUUUACGGGGAUGUGCAACGUGUAAAAAUCCUGCACAAUAAAAGAAGCACCGCCCUUGUUCAAUUCACAGAUGCUAAUCAAGCACUUCGAGGUUAAUUAUUUAAUUUAUUACUGUUUAUUUAUUCUGUUGUUGAUUUUAUUUUUUGCGAUGGACCUUGGGGAAGGUUAUACUAUCUGACUAUUGAAUUUGUCAGAUUUUACAUUAACUUCAAUCAUAGAAAGAAACUCUUACUAAAUGUAACAGAACGCAUACUGGUAUGCAUGAUUUUUCUAAUGAUAUUCCAUAAAGCUUAAUAAAUAACUUUGCAAAUGAGUAUUACAUGCGAAUGGAGUUCUAAUCAUUGUUCAAAGAUAACAUAUUCUACAUGGUACAAUGUGCAUGUCCAGAAUGUUCUUUAGUUUUUUUUAUAAUUUCGAAUUUUGAAAUUAAUUAUUUAUUUAAAAAUUAAAAGCUAUAAGUCAAUAAUUAAAACAUUCGAUUUCCAACUCUUAGCAUAGAGGUUCAAGUCCCCACUGCACUUGUUAAACAGUUCGAUCGUUUAAGUAGCAUCACUAGCUCUCAAAUACCAUAUAAAUGGAACUUAAAGCUCCGACUAUGCGUAAACUUGCACUUGUUCUCACUAAGUUGGCAAAUGUAAGAAUCCCAAUGUAAAAAAUAACUGCAUCAGUAUAUAAAUAUUGUUGGUUUUUCGUCAGUAUUAUGUAUUUCUUUAUGUUAAGGGAAAUCUUCGGAUUUUUCGAAUUUAAUGCAUGUUUCCCAUAAAGCAUCAAAUGCUGUUUUUUUAAGUAUUCACCGUUUAGAUUUUCAUCGAAUAAGUGUUCAGUUCUUCCUUUCUAAGGAAUAAUUUGAAUUUUAGAUAAAGUAUACAUUAUUCCAACGACUGAAUAAAAAAUUUCUGUUCUUCUCUGGAUUUGCUAAACAUAAGCUCUCAAGUAACAUAAAUUCACAAAGUUUUCACUCACAUAAAUAUUUUGACAAAAUUACUCAAUUGUCAUAAUUAUAAUUCAUUUUGUCAAAUGGUUAGUCAGCUAGAUCGUAUAUUUUGAUAUGAUGAUGUGGUAACUUGAACCAAUGCACGUAUGUGCCGGGUUCUAUGCGGUUUAUGGUUGACCUACGAAAUGGUCUUUAUCACAGAAUUGCCUCGGCAUCUGGUGAACCAUUGAAAGGCGAAUAACACUAAAUAGCCGUUUUAUCUCAAUCUAUAACUUCAAUUAGGCUCCCACAGGACCUUACAUAAUAUCACAAUCAGUGCCUUACAUUUCAACUGCCCAUCCAGUUGAGCGAAUUUUUACACGAAAUAGUUAAAUGAUUAGAUAUUAUGAAAUUCUCCACUUAAAAUCUGUUAUUCAUAUUUUACUAUCCGUAUAUUCCGGGGAGAUUUUUAAAAAAGUUCUCAUUUUCUACAACAUAGUUUCCUACUUUCCAAUGACUCACACUUUUCUUUACAAAGAUAUAUAAGGUAAAAUAAUAGCAUUGAAUAAAAACCACCAAUUGUUUGCAUACAUUUGAAAUACAAUACUGUAUUCGUUUCGCACUAAGUUAUUGUCCUACUUCUAGAGACGGAUUUAAUUCCCGUAAUCCUUUUUUGUAAUAUCGGUUAGUGAUCACUGCUAAAUUAUCUCACAUUAUUUUUUUCAGCUGUGAAUUUUUUAAACGGUGUCCCAUUGUAUGGUAAAACCAUACAUUGUGUUCUUUCGAAAAAUUCAACUGUUACCAUGCCACACACCAGUUUACAAAAUCCUACAUCUGACGGUGAAAAUGACAUAAAAACUACAUGUGAUUAUACUGGGCAUAAAUUGCAUAGAUUUAAACGUGUCAACUCUCGUAAUCAUUUCAAUAUAUGCGCUCCAUCCAAAGUAUUACAUGUUACCAAUUUACCGGACUCAAUCGAUGACGACAGUUUAAAAAGUGUGUUUGAAAAUGGUACCGAUUAUCAUGUCACACGAAUCAAAUCUUUCAAAGCUGAUAAGAAAAUGGCUUUAAUAGAAUUUGCAAAUUUAGAAGAAGCAGUUUCAGCAUUAAUUACAAUGCAUGAUUAUCCCAUAGAAGAGAAUAUGCGUAUUCGUGUCAGUUUCAGUAAAUCUGCUUUAUAAAAUGUCAUGUGAAUAAAAAGUCAAAGAAAAUAUAAGUAUGAACAAUGUUAUUCGGAUACAAACAUUUCACAUAUAUCUCCAUUAAUUCGCUUUGCUUUAUAUGUAUGUGUUUUCUUAUUAUUAUUAUUUCUUCAUUUCCUCUAAUCGUUUACUAUUAAUUCUAGUUGGUUUCUCACUUUUAAAUUAUCUUGUUUAUUCCUUCAACUUCAAUUUAACGGAUUCAUAAGUUUAGUUAAAAUAAAAUAAUAAAUGUAUUUUCAAUAAAUUAAUCCAGUGUUUGUUUUACUCUUGAUACUUAAUACUGACUACAUAGUAAUAUCUAAACUCCACAUUCUUAAUGUAUAGUUUCUAGGGGUCGAACUUUUACAGGGAGAUUCACUUGUUGACUUAGAAUACGCCGAUGCCAUAGUUCUGUUUGGUGAAGACACUGACAAAAUGCAGAGUCUUCUGACUACUGUAAGCAACAAUGCAGGCAUGUUCGGGAUGCAAUUCUUCCCCUCGAAGUGCAAAAUGUUACUUCAGGAUUGGAUUGCAUCGACACCCGAACUAAUGAUAGAAGGUGAAGUAGUUGAGCGUGUUGACCGCUUCACUUAUCUAAGGAGUCUCAUCAGCCCUCGUCGUCUACUGUGUGACGAAAUCUCAGCACGGAUACAGAAGGCUCGACUAGCUUCUGCCAACUUACGUCAUUUAUGGAGUAAGCGAGAUAUCCGUCUACCAACCAAAGGAUGUGUUUACUGCGCAGCAGUUCGUUCCGUCCUACUUUAUGACAGUGAAAUAUGGCCGGUAAGAGUAGAGGAUAUUUGUAGGUUGCUAGUAUUUAAUCAUAGAUGUCUUCGAAACAUUGCUCGUAUAUCCUGGGGCCAUCGAGUAAGUAACUCAGUUGUUAGGAAACGGAUACUAGGUACGGAUGGCAAAUCAAUUGAUAAAGUAGUGGAACUCCACCAGUUAAGAUGGCUGGGACACGUAUUACGUAUGCCCAACCCCUGACUGCCUCGAUAUGCGAUGUUUCAUGGUGUAGGAGUAGGUUGGAAGAAAGCUAGGGGCGGCCAGACCAAAACAUGGCACAAGUCCAUGAAGUCACUGACAAGUGAACUGAGCCAUGUUGGUAGGUGUAGACUACCUGGUUGGGAUCCGCGAGACGAUAGCAACUGAUGGUUAGACACCUUGAAUGACAUGGCUCAAAAUCGUUUGCGAUGGUGCAGGUGCAUCCAUUCUUUGUGUUCUCCCAAAUUCUGAUCUGAGUUCUUCAUGUCCUUUUUUUUCUUUCCAAAUUUCACUGGACUAUUUUUUUGAAUAACAACUUCAAACCCUGAUCUUUCCGAUUACUGCUUAUACUUUUACUACCUCUACCACUACGGUAUUUGAAUUGACAGUUGUAUCCCUGUGCUUAUGUGGUAUGGCAACUCGAACUAAUGUACGUACGUACGGAGUUCUACGUUGUUUCUGACUGGCACAUUCUUAAUAGCUAGUCAUAAAUAAUCUAGAUUUCAAUAUAUGAAGUAUCCACACAUUUUUCAUUAAAGAAUCAUUAUCGGUCAAAGCAUGGAAUAGAACUUAUGCUGAGUAAAGAAUGGUUUUUUAAAAAAAUGUAAAUUUGUGUUGAUAAAUAUAUUAUUAAUGCUGUAAGUAUAGAAAAAAAUUAUUUGGUAGAAUGUAUUCAAUGGUGAAUAUGCUGUCUAAUAAGAGUCAAAUUUCAUUCUAGUUGCACUUAAAUCUCGAACUCUUUCAUAAUGUGAACCGAAGAAACUUAGAUCAGAUUAUUCAUUACAAUAACGUUAUUUAAAUAAUUUGUGAAUGCCUGUGUCACUAUUUAAUGUAAGUACUUUGAAAAUAAAUUAAUGAAUUCAGAGAUAAUACGUACUAAAUAAUGUGGAAAAAUUUUCUCCGUAGUUCUAUAUGCAGUAUAAUUGAGAAUUUCAUUGUAAAGAUGUGUUAUAAUCUAUUCCUUGUAAUAAAACUCGCUACGGUUAGGAAUCCAUAUUUUCAGUGUUUAAGGUCCAUUCAGUUUAAUCGUUAGUCUUCAAAUUUUUUAAGAUAACGUAGAAAUUAACUAGUUGCAACAGAGUUACUAUUUUACUACACUCUUAUUUGUAAGCUAAUGUAAGCAAUGCUGUCAAUUCAUCUAUUCAAGAUGAAGUGCUUACUUCUCAGUCAAUCUAUCUUAAUCUUAUCCAAUAAAACAAGGUUAACUAUUAUGA